AUGAACCCCAUUCCUGCUGACUGGGUGUUGGCUACAACUCAUCUUGCCAGUGAUUAUGUCUACCACCAGUUCUGUGCUCUCAUCAGAGUGAGGCCAAAGGUUCUUCCUCCAGCAGAGCUCAACUCCAUCUUAUUUAUGGCUUGCUUUAAUUUGGUGAGAAUGCUUGCCGACGCAUAUCUGAAUCCAGUUGUCCUAGACAAAUUUGGCGUCAUUGUCCUGUGGUAUCUCCCAGGAGCAAUUGAUCCAGCAAUCCAGAAUGAUAUGAUGGUGGCGACCCUGAUGAUGUCAGGUCCUCUGGGUAUGAGUGUCACCCGCAGUGGAGCGGACAAGAAAUGGUACACACAUGAGUCCAAUUUUCAAAGCAGUCAACAAGGUCUUACCCCAGGAUGCAUUAAUCUCUCUCCAGGAUGGUUUUUACAAGCUCAUCCAGCUCCAAAGUUUCAUCCCGAAGUAUCAGCAACCCUCAGAGUGUGUGGUUCAUCUUUAUGCCAGGCAAUGCAGAGACCGGCGGCUCUUAUUGCUGCUGCAUUGAGAGUUAUGCACCCCAGCCUAUAUUGGUCGUCAUUGACAACGAAGCUGGGACUUAGUCUAUGGGCAGACAAUAAUCAAUUGGAGGAAAUGGGAAAUCGCCUGCGAGAAUGGGUGUCUGUGUUUACAGCCCUCGCCGUCAUGUGCAACCGGUGUUCACCCUUGCACCAUGAUACUCUGUCCCGAGCUCAGUGGUUUAAUGUCAUGACCAGUGUUGGCAAUCAUUCACCGGUGCGAAUGCAGAUGCCCAAUAUUGGCGUUGAAAUCGCCUAUAAUUCAGGUGUUAUGGUGGGUGCUUCAGGCAGAAUUGUUAGGCAUGGCAUGGAUAAGGUGGAUGGUGAUUGA
Messenger RNA from Suillus subalutaceus, 873 nucleotides. RefSeq lists its product as uncharacterized. The transcript has 4 exons. The record is from RefSeq and is a predicted model, not a curated record. Lineage: Eukaryota; Fungi; Basidiomycota; Agaricomycetes; Boletales; Suillaceae. The coding region runs from base 1 to 873 and encodes 290 amino acids.